Malassezia vespertilionis is the source of this 246-nucleotide messenger RNA. RefSeq lists its product as uncharacterized. Gene Ontology annotation, cellular component: COPII-coated ER to Golgi transport vesicle; endoplasmic reticulum membrane. The transcript is spliced from 4 exons. Lineage: Eukaryota; Fungi; Basidiomycota; Malasseziomycetes; Malasseziales; Malasseziaceae. The record is from RefSeq and is a predicted model, not a curated record. Bases 1 to 246 code for a protein of 81 amino acids. Gene Ontology annotation, biological process: endoplasmic reticulum to Golgi vesicle-mediated transport.
AUGCCUGGUGACGCUUUUCUAUUGGAGCGCAUCGAGGCUAACGUGAUCAUGUACUCUGAUUUGGAGUCGGACUACAUUAAUCCUAUCGAUCUCUGCAACAAGCUAAACCAGUUUACGCUCCCUGAGAUGGGUGCCCAGGCUUUUCUUUCUGUGCUUUUCUUGUUUACGGGACAAUGGUUCGCACUUCUCAUUAACGUUCCUCUCGUUGCUUAUAACGCCAACAAGUAUGUUCUUGCUACCCACUAA